AUGGGAGACAAUUUCAACGGUAGAGGUCAUUCUGAGCUGCAAACUCAUCUUAUUUGGAUUACUCUAAUAGCUACGGGUGUGGGUGUGGCUACAACGACAGUGUCUGAUGAUGAUGAUGGAAUUUGUGCACGGGCAACAUGGAACCCGAUUGGUAUCACUGUAGCUGGUGGUGGAAGACAAGGAACUGCAUUGGAUCAGUUUAAUUCUCCUGGAGCGUUGUUUGUCGACACUGAUCGUUCUGUGUAUGUUGUUGAUUCUCGCAAUAAUCGAGUCAUGAAAUGGGACUUUGGCGCGAAAAGCGGCACUGUUGUGGCUGGUGGUAUUGAAGCAGGCAGCGACAAUAACCAAUUGAGACGACCUAAUGGACUCGUUAUUGAUAAGAAGAGCGACAGUUUGUUUCUGUGCGACUUGGGAAAUCUACGUGUAGUUCAAUGGUUUCUUGGUGCUAAAAGUGGACAGCCAAUUAUAUCCAAUGUGUCGUGUAUUGGUAUUACGAUGGACAACGAAGGAUCGUUGUACUUGUCCGAAAAUGAUGAAUAUCGUGUUUCAAAGUGGCAAAGAGACGCUACGAGUAGCGAAAUAGUAGCCGGUGGUCAUGGUAAAGGUUCAACUUUGAAUCAAUUGUUUAUGCCGUCGGAUACAUUCGUUGAUCGCAUUCACUCGGUGUUCGUGGCAGAUUAUUGGAACAAUCGAGUAAUGCAAUGGCCUGCCGGAGCGAAACAAGGGAUAAUUGUUGCUGGCGGCAAUGGCCAAGGAAAUCGCACCGAUCAAUUGAGAAAUCCUAGUGCAGUUAAAGUUGAUCGUUUAGGUACCAUGUAUAUCGUUGACGCACUCAAUCAUCGAGUUCUACGCUGGCAUCAAGGAGCUACAGCUGGAAAUGUUAUUGUCGGUACUCACAAAUCUGGCACUGCGGCAAAUCAACUUUGGAAUCCGUCUGAUCUGGCGUUUGAUCAGCAAGGAAAUUUGUAUGUCACUGAUACUGCCAACAAUCGUAUUCAAUUCUUUGCUAUUGACAAGAGUUUGUGUUCUCAAAAUCAGCCCACAAAGAAAUUUUGA
Rotaria sp. Silwood2 is the source of this 1056-nucleotide messenger RNA. Lineage: Eukaryota; Metazoa; Rotifera; Eurotatoria; Philodinida; Philodinidae. The record is from the annotation of a GenBank genome assembly.